CUGAGCUUCAGGAAGAUGUCGCUCUGCAUUGUGGGAUACAUCAACAUGGCGACCUUGUGUAAGGUUGUGAGAUCCUCGCGGAAUAAAACUAUUUUAACAUGGUUAAGGCCCAGAGUCCUGCAACCUACCGAAAACACCUGCUACAGCACCGAACAGCUGGGUGGGUCGGACGGAGAAAAGAGCGAUGAACCAGCUGCCAGUAAACCAAAAAGCGGUUUCGCUGCGGCGUUUGAGCAGCACACGGACAUCCAGCAGAGAGACCAACCCGGCUCCAGCAGGACCAGCUGGACGAGAGAUGAGUCUUCCUUCGCCUCGCUGCUCCGGCAUUCUCCGCUCAUCCAGAUGGGUCCAGCCAAGGACAAGGUCGUUGUGGGCAGAAUUUUCCAUGUCGUGAAGGACGACCUGUACAUUGACUUCGGGGGCAAGUUCCACUGCGUGUGCAAGCGCCCAGCGCAGGACCCGGAGCGGUACCUGCGGGGGUCCAGAGUCCGACUGAGGCUGCAGGACCUGGAGCUCACAUCGCGGUUCUUAGGGGCCGCGACUGACACCACGCUGCUGGAGGCCGACGCUGUUCUGCUGGGACUGAUGGACGGGAAGGAGACCAAGUCCAAAUAAACUGUAGCCGAGAUGGUUCUAGGGGUCGUGGCGGUGGACUCCUAAUCAGCUGAGAUUAUGUGUAUUGGAGGUCUGAACAAAGUAGUGGAUGUUGUUGCAUUAAAGUAUUUUUUAUGUUG
Molecule: messenger RNA, 734 nt
Organism: Gadus macrocephalus (Pacific cod)
Lineage: Eukaryota; Metazoa; Chordata; Actinopteri; Gadiformes; Gadidae
Gene: mrps28
Product: mitochondrial ribosomal protein S28
Exons: 1
Coding region: 16-615 (199 amino acids)
Cellular component (GO): mitochondrial small ribosomal subunit
Source: RefSeq, a predicted model, not a curated record